Messenger RNA from Impatiens glandulifera, 1176 nucleotides. RefSeq names its product protein CHROMOSOME TRANSMISSION FIDELITY 7. NCBI's taxonomy places the organism in Eukaryota, Viridiplantae, Streptophyta, Magnoliopsida, Ericales, Balsaminaceae. The record is from RefSeq and is a predicted model, not a curated record. Gene Ontology annotation, cellular component: nucleus; chromatin. Gene Ontology annotation, molecular function: protein-lysine-acetyltransferase activity. The coding region runs from base 62 to 1132 and encodes 356 amino acids. The transcript has 6 exons. Gene Ontology annotation, biological process: mitotic sister chromatid cohesion.
ACUACAUCUAGCCCCGGUUAGAACGCAAAAUCUCGACCUGGGUUGCAAGAAAUUCUUACACAUGCAGCCCAAAAUAACUUCUUUCUUCAAUUCUUCUUCCACACCACAAUCUCCUGAACUGAAGAACAUCUCUGAAUCCGACAAUUUGUUUGGCGACUAUGAUUCUCAUCUCAAUCAAUCAGAAAUACGCAUCAUAUACAAGCGUAGAUCUCCAGAACAAAACCCCAUCAGAGAGAGCGAUGAUGAAUCUAUAAACGGAAAACAACUCAAGGGUCUCUCCGAAGAUUUGUCAUUGAAUCGCGCAUCUACAUUCAAGAAAAGAAGCUAUGCGCAAUUCCAUUUAGAACUGGGUCAGUCUGAUUUUCUUCUUCGAACCUGUUCCAUAUGUGGGUUCAAAUAUGCCGCAGGUGAUGAAGGAGAUGAAUAUUUUCAUAAAACAAUCCACAAGAAUUUCACUCAUGGGAUCCAAUUUAAGGGUUGGCGCAAGGAGAGAGAGAUCCAAUUACCAUCGGUUCAGUCGGGUCGAGUGAUUCUUGUCUUAGAUAAUGAUUCCGUAGCACAGAAAAACAAGGUACAUGAGGUUUUGAAGAUGAUGGAGAUGGAGCUUGGAGAUGGCUGGAUAUUUCAUCAACAUUGCAAGGUGUAUCUGUUCAUUACCUCCCAGAGAAUUGCUGGCUGUUUAAUUGCAGAGACAAUAACAAAGGCACAUAGACUCAUCUCAUCUUCAGUCAACAAAAGGCCUAAGAAUAUAGUCAUGAAGAAAGCACAAAAUAGACCCACAGAACUACAAUUUGGCAAAGUGUGCUUUCAGAGACAAGUAGUGAAACGAUCAUCUGUUACCAAUAGUGGGAAGACUGGGGAUGAAGAAGAGUUCUUCAAAGGAGCAAUAUGCUGUGAAGAAGAGUCUGUUCCUGCUGUUUGUGGAAUUAGAGCCAUUUGGGUCAGUCUUUCAAAUAGAAGGAAACAUAUAGCCACUCAUUUGCUUGAUGCUGCCAGGAUAAAUUGGUACGAGGGAGAGGAGAAGCUUGAAGCUUCUCAAAUGGCAUUCUCGCAGCCGAGUUCAACAGGCAUGGCAUUGGCAGCUUCUUAUACCGGAACUACCUCAUUUUUGGUGUACAAAGCCUGUGAGUAAUUAGUAGGAGCAACAAAAGUGAUUAAUUUAAUGCCUUUUGGACU